Molecule: messenger RNA, 402 nt
Organism: Lotus japonicus
Lineage: Eukaryota; Viridiplantae; Streptophyta; Magnoliopsida; Fabales; Fabaceae
Exons: 1
Coding region: 1-402 (133 amino acids)
Biological process (GO): mRNA splicing, via spliceosome
Cellular component (GO): nuclear speck
Molecular function (GO): RNA binding
Source: RefSeq, a predicted model, not a curated record
AUGUGGAGAAUUUUCCGGAGAUAUGAAAAGGUUUGGGAGAUUUACAUCCCAGCUACGAGAACCAAGGAGGGCUUGAGGUUUGGCUUCGUUCACUUCAAGGAUAUCAAGGAUGUUAAGUACUUGGAGCUGAGACUGAACCAAAUUGUGAUUGGGAUAGAGAAGGUGCAUGUAAAUUUGGCCAGGUAUUCCAAGGAAAACAACAUGAAGGUGGUAAAAGCAUAUCAUAGACCCGAGACGGAACAAAAAAGAGAGACCAAGGAGCAAGGACCUAAACAACAUUACAACACAGGAAGAACAUAUAACCACUCAUAUGCUCAAACGGUGAAAACGGGGGCACAAGGGAGAAAGAGGAUCGCUGGAAAAGUGGAUGGUGAAAGAGGGGGAAAGUGGAGUCGAAUCUGA